Molecule: messenger RNA, 961 nt
Organism: Thlaspi arvense
Lineage: Eukaryota; Viridiplantae; Streptophyta; Magnoliopsida; Brassicales; Brassicaceae
Source: the annotation of a GenBank genome assembly
CAAAAAUUCAAAUAUAGGUUAUGUGUGUUUAAGGUUGCUUAUUUAAUAGAUACUCUUAGAUUUUCUUAAUCCUAAUCCGCAUAUGAUUUCGUUUGACGUCUUCUAUAUAUACACUCGUUAAGUUUAUAGCUUUUUUCUUCUUCUGCAUAUAGUCUCCACUAAACUUUCAAUCUCUUUUCGUUUUUGUAAAUCUUUGUGAGAGAGAGAGAGAUGUCUCAACCCCAAAACCUCGACACAACAUACACAAAGAUAUUCGUGGGAGGUUUGCCUUGGGUAACAAGAAGCGAAGGCUUGAGAAGUUUUUUCCAACAGUUCGGAGAAAUUAUCCAUGUUAAUGUCGUUUGCGAUAGAGCAACAAAACGAUCAAAGGGAUAUGGAUUCGUCACGUUCAAAGAUGCUGAAUCCGCAACGAGAGCCUGCGUGAAUCCGAGUCCAAAAAUAGACGGACGAAUAGCCACUUGCAAACUGGCUUCUGAUGGUCAGAACAUUAACCAAAACCAACCCAACAUAACCGGUUUUAGAAGCGACGAUCUUUGUUAUUUAUCCCAAAGUUUUAUGCAAAACCAGCAACAAUUUGCAUAUCUUCAACAACCACCAGCUACUUAUGUUGUACCUUACUGGAACCAACACUAUCAGCAAGAUUAUUCGCAGUAUAAUCUACCGUGGCAGUAUGCUCCACAAGGGUAUAAUCCACAGUAUGAUCCACAGUAUUACCAAAAUUACUUUGUGGUUGAUACCAACAUAACGUAUCAGCAGCAUCCGUCUACGAGCGUGCCGAGAGAUAAUCGAGCGGAGUAUCAGGGUUUGACUAUACGCUCGUUGCCUUCGAGCCCAAAAGAUUCACCUACCUUGAAUGAUGAAACAAAUCCAAUGUCCGAUGAAAGCAGUCAGAAUUAGGAAUUUCAUGUGAUCACCACUUUUUUAUUUUAUUUUGGUUGUCUUCUUUUAUUUACCUCUUUAU